Messenger RNA from Pediculus humanus corporis (human body louse), 222 nucleotides. RefSeq lists its product as uncharacterized. Bases 1 to 222 code for a protein of 73 amino acids. The record is from RefSeq and is a predicted model, not a curated record. NCBI's taxonomy places the organism in Eukaryota, Metazoa, Arthropoda, Insecta, Psocodea, Pediculidae. The transcript has a single exon.
AUGGACAUAACAGUGAAUCUCAAUAGAAACGGAAUCGGCCUUCAACAAAAUACAAACACGGUACUUAAUAAAAAAACAACAGGAGGAGGAGGAGUAGGUGGAGGAUCAACGAUAACAACACCACCGAUUGUAGGAGCACCAACAUCACAAAUGACAACGGUAGUCACAACAACAACAACAACAACAACAACAACAAUAACAAAAACAACAACGGAUUCAUAG